This is a messenger RNA of Medioppia subpectinata, 630 nucleotides long. The record is from the annotation of a GenBank genome assembly. Lineage: Eukaryota; Metazoa; Arthropoda; Arachnida; Sarcoptiformes; Oppiidae.
AUGGAGAUAACGGCCACUCCGGCCCGCAUUACGUUAGGCAUCACAACAAUGUUAACGUUUGUUACGGUAGCCAAAGAGGCCCGAGAAAGACUGCCCAACAUCUCGUAUGUUAACGCACUGGACAUCUGGUUUGUCGUUUGUACCGGUUUUAUAUUUUUAUCAUUGAUUGAGUUCUCUGUCGUUACGUAUAUAUCGAGAGCCGAGAAAAGAAAAAUCAAGGAAAUUAAGACAAUGCGAAGGACUCUAAGUCAAAGUCAACUGUCGUUAGUGUCGGGCGACUCGCAGCUCACGAUCCAAGCAAACGAUAUCAAAAAUAGGCAAAACAUCUCAAGAUUUUCAUUUGAAGGCAUUGAACUAAAAGUGCCUCAGUCUCCACGACUGAAUAGCGGUUUAACACUAACCGUACCGUCCAGUCCAGUAACAAAGCGAAAUUACUUGACAAUAACCCCACCGGAAACGCCCGAAACACCCAAUUUUGACCGCCAGACCCCCUCUACCCCGUCGUACGACCCCUUAAAGCGAACACCCGUUGAGAUCGCGGAGUCAAUCGACAGGAAGUGUCGGAUUGUAUUCCCGAUUAUGUUUGUAGUUUUUAAUCUCGUUUAUUGGACAACAAUACUUCUCAGUUAG